Messenger RNA from Setaria italica (foxtail millet), 1524 nucleotides. RefSeq names its product 2-methylene-furan-3-one reductase. Bases 129 to 1286 code for a protein of 385 amino acids. Gene Ontology annotation, molecular function: zinc ion binding; oxidoreductase activity, acting on the CH-CH group of donors, NAD or NADP as acceptor. The record is from RefSeq and is a predicted model, not a curated record. Lineage: Eukaryota; Viridiplantae; Streptophyta; Magnoliopsida; Poales; Poaceae. The transcript is spliced from 4 exons.
CCACUCCCGACUGCCACAAACGGAUAACAACAGUACAACACCCGGGCAACAUGAGCAGAGCGGCACACAAGAACACCAGCAACGUUCAUCUUCUUUGACGUCGAGGUCCGAGAAGAAGCCAAAAGAAAAUGCAGGCAUUCCUCUCCUCGUCGAUCCCCGCUACCUCGUACUCGAGAUCGUCCUUCCUGCCGCAGCCGCCUCAGGCUCCCGCGAGGCUCGCACUCCCGUCGUCGGGGCCCAGGGCCGCCGCCGCCGUUGUCGCGAGGAGAGCGGCGGCGGAGGCGGGCCGGUGUGUGGCGGCGUCUGCGUCCUCGUCCCCGGCCACGGCCGCGGCCGCGACGGAGGUGCCCGGGACCAUGAAGGCCUGGGCGUACGACGCGUACGGGGACGCCAGCGUGCUCAAGAUCGACGAGGCCGCGGCUGUGCCGGCGGUGGGCGAGGACCAGGUGCUCGUCAAGGUCGUCGCCGCGGCGCUCAACCCCGUCGACGCCAAGCGCCGGGCCGGCAAGUUCCAGGCCACCGACUCGCCGCUUCCGACCGUGCCGGGCUAUGACGUGGCCGGCGUCGUCGUCAAGGUGGGUGGCCAGGUGAAGGGCUUCCAGGAAGGCGACGAGGUGUACGGCAUGAUAAGCGAGAAGCCCCUGGAGGGGCCCAAGCAGUCCGGCUCGCUGGCGGAGUACACCGCAGUCGAGGAGAAGCUGCUGGCGCGCAAGCCCAAGAGCAUCGACUUCGCGCAGGCCGCCGGCCUGCCGGUCGCCAUCCUCACCGCCAACGAAGGCCUCGAGAAAGCCGGACUAUGUGCCGGCAAGUCCGUCCUCGUUCUCGGCGGAGCCGGUGGUGUCGGCUCCCUUGCCAUCCAGCUGGCAAAGCAAGUCUACGGCGCGUCGAAGGUGGCCGCGACGGCCAGCACCAAGAAGAUCGAGCUGCUCAAGAGCCUGGGCACCGACGUCGCCAUUGACUACACCAAGGAGAACUUCGAAGACCUGCCAGACAAGUACGACGUCGUCUUCGACGCAGUUGGUCAGGGUGAGAAGGCUGUAAAGGUUGUGAAGGAAGGCGGCAGCGUGGUGGUGCUCACCGGCGCAGUCACCCCACCAGGGUUCCGGUUCGUGGUCACCUCCAAUGGCUCCACCUUGGAGAAGCUAAACCCAUACCUUGAGUCUGGGAAGGUAAAGCCGGUCGUCGACCUGCAGGGGCCAUUCCCCUUCUCCAAGGUUGUAGAGGCCUUCUCCUACCUUGAGACUGGAAGAGCAACUGGCAAAGUAGUCAUCUCUCCAGUUCCAUAAGAGCUGGAGCAGUAGAUUGCAGAGUUUGUUCACUGGCCAUUUGGGUGAUGGCCGAGAUUCUCAGUGUCAAAUAGUCUAAAAGGAAGUUUAUUUCAGAACAGUCCAUAGAAUUACAAAGAGACGAGGUGUACAUUGUGCUCAUUGCUGAGCCACUUAUCAACGUUCUAGUUUCUGUCUGAACAGAUACAGUAAGGUCCCUCUGUUGUUAUGAGUUUUCUUUAGCUAUGAAAUUGCUGAA